GAGGUGGAUCAACCAAACGAGCUGAGCUGAUCUGAAGCAUUGACAAUCGAUCAAACGACAAAGCUACGGCUGGCCGGGGCGAAUUAAUAAAAGUAUGGAAGAAAUAUCAUCGUCCGUAUUUCCAUUUCCAUUCCAGGAGGGAUUGCUGCAUUUUUCAGGACCACCACUACUGCUUCCCAUCAAUCCAGCUGCGGCUAAUAUGAAGAAUUUUGAUCCCCUUCUAAACCAACCUCCACCUCCUCCUCCGCCGCCGCCGCCGCCGAGGAAGAUUAUGCGAAGGGACGUUGAAAGACAGCGCCGAAAAGAGAUGGGAGCCCUUUACAAAACUUUACUCACCUUAAUCCCUCUUCAUUACAUCAAGGGAAAGCGGUCGACGUCGGACCGUCUACAAGAAACUGUGAGGUACGUGAAAGAUUUGAAGGAAAGAGUGAAGAGAUUUAGGGCAAGAAAAGAGGAGCUUGUGAUGAUGAAAGAAAGAGGAGGAGGCGAUGUGUCGACAGUGGCAACUCAUCAUGAUUCUUCUUCAUCGCCGACGCCACUCCCUACCACAGCAUCGUCGCCAUCACUAUUAUCAAGCAGCAGCGGCAGCAACAGCAACAUGGUCGGUGAGAUGGGAGGAAGCAGAGUAGCGGUGAAGCCGUGCAAGGUAGGAGGAGUUGAGGUCACUCUCACCAUUGCUCCUCCUGCCUCCGGACUCUCCCUCUCCACAGUACUUAAGCUUCUUGUCGCCCAUGGGAUGUCCAUUCACAUCUGCUCCUCCCUCAAACUUAAUCAUACCAUCCUUCAUACCAUCCACGCUCAGGUGAGAGGAGGAAGAGCGAUUGAUCCAUCUCAGCUGGAGCAGUAUUUGUCGAUCCUAAUUCAAAAUAAUGAUUAUGAAGUUUUUUCAAUUUAGAAAUAUUAAGGCCUUGUUUGGUAAUCGGUUGUUAGUUGUUAGCUGUUAGUUGGUCAUGUCAGUUGUUUGAUCACAGCUGGUUGUGUUGGCUCUUUUGAUUGGCUCGUUUUAUUAGCUUGUUGUUAAUAAAUGUUUGGUAAAAUUAGCUGUUAUAAAACAGCUGUUUGAAUGUAAAAAGACGCAUAAGGACACAAGUGUAUAUAUAAUAUUUGACUAAUGCUAAGAGCAUCUCCAAUGCUACAAUGUGCACGGUGCACAUGUGGCAUGAGAGAUAUAGACACAAAAUAUUGAUUUUAUGACAUUUCUCUCUCCUUCUUUCCACGGUCUUAUGUGUUUUUGGUAAGUUUUUGUCUGCAAUGUCAACCAUAAUGUCUACAUCUAGACAUUGUGAUUGACAUUGUGAAGAAAAACUUACCAAAAUGAUGUAAGAUCCUUUAAAUAAAGAGAGAGAUAUUAUAUUUAUUGUUUUUUAAUUGGUUAUUUCUCAUGUCACGUAUGCACCGUUAACGUUUUAGGGAUGUAAUUUGAUUACUCCGUAUUAUUUGGGACCUUUGUUCCUGGUUCCUUUUAUUUAGGAAUGAAGGGGAUCUGACAUUUCUUUGUAUAUAGUAGGAACGGAUGGAACUAUAGAAGUGUCUUUCGACUUACAGCUAAG
Messenger RNA from Cuscuta epithymum, 1550 nucleotides. Lineage: Eukaryota; Viridiplantae; Streptophyta; Magnoliopsida; Solanales; Convolvulaceae. The record is from the annotation of a GenBank genome assembly.